AUGUACCUUCCAGCAGCGCGCCAUUUUGAGAUCUCGGAGCAGACGCGAUCGCUGCUAAAGCACGCUGCGUCUACGACCUCCGUCAGCUCCGAGAAGGUCGUGUCUGAAGAUGGAAAGAAGCUCAAACCAUCGGCAGUGCUGGAGCAUGCAAAAGAAGCUCGAAGGCGAAUCCGCGAAAUGUGGUCCAGCUUCGAGGUUGGGGAACGGCAGAUUGGCACAAAGCGCAUCUUCGACAUUGAGCAGGAUGACUGGCUAGAGGAAAGGAUCUUGGUGGAGAUCGAUGCGAAAUCCUUCGGCCAGGGUGCGAUCCGAGAAUGCUUUCGCAUGAAGGAGGUCAACAUGCAGGAGCGCAGCGUCCCACAGUCGCCGAACCCGGACCAGGAGGUGGUGAGCUUCGGCGAUAUCUCACCGAGCGCUCGGUCCGUCGGCUCAGACGAGGGCUCCGAAGGCGGCUUUUUCCUGGUCGCCAACAGCUUGCUCGAGAUGCGACAUUCAGAGAGAAGGCGGCUUUACGUCGCAAAACGGUCGAUGCAAGACUUUCAGGACCUGGACCAGCACCGACACGAUUGCAGUGUCGACGUGAUGCACCAAGCCAUGGCCAAGCAUUAUGCAGAGCUCUACAACCAGAGCCUCAGGACGAAGCUCCAGGGAGACAGUGGCCAUUUCCCGCAUCUGAUCGACUUUCUUCUGACUCACAUGAUAGAGCUGGAAGACGGCCGGACCUUUGGCGCAGAGGCAUUCCUUUUCGGCAACUACAUCAAGCACAACAACAACUCUGGAGGCACCAUGGGUGCGAAGAAGACACCGCAGACGUUCAGCUAUUUCACGUUUGUGAAGUCUGGCAGGAGUUUGAUGGUAGUGGAUAUCCAGGGCAUCGAUGACAUUUAUACCGAUCCCGUGAUCCAUUUCUUGCCGUGUCAUGCUUCCGGAUCUUUCAGGAAGGCAGACAGUUCAGUGAAUCUGGGUAUUCGUGGCUUUGCCCUCUUUUUGUGGAGCCACCGGUACAAUGACGUGGAUCGCACACUUGGGUUGCCAGUGUUUGCCCUGGCACGCUCCGAGCUGGAAACGCCGGUGCCGGAGCAGGGGACCUGCAUCCGAGAUCUGAACGCUGGGGUUGGGGUGUGGGAUCUUACGUCGCGUAGUGGCCACGGCAACAGCAACGUUGGGUCCUCAGACAAAGUGCUGCUGAGCUCCGCGCCCGAUCUCGAUCUUCGCGCCUCCAGCUGGGACUUGAGUUUCAAUCGUCCGAAGUCCUCUGUCGCCCUUCCCCUUGAUCUGGUCGAAGCUGCAUGCCACAUGGAAAUCGCCGCUAUGUAUCAUGAAGGCAGGCUUUCCCCAAAUGCUGCAUCACUCCGGACGCGUGCAGAACUCGAGGCGGCUAUCUUUCACACUGCCGAGGCUGCGAAGCAGGGUCUUCCCGAAGCCCUCCUGGCCUUGGCGAGGUUGGCUUCUGACAUGGACCAUUCGGAUUUCCUUCCACAAGUCUCUAGCACGGAUGCAGAGAGGCCUCUGUGCUUGGCUUUGUUGAAGACAGCUUCUAAUCUAGGAGUGCUUGCAGCACAUGGAGCAGUAGCACGUUUAUUGGUCGACGGAGUGUAUUCAGACAAGACUGAGGAGGCUUUGCUAGUGGCAGCAAACUGUCUCGAGAAGUAUGCAAGCGAUGCAUCUGAAACAGGGACAGUACCGCCGGAGCCACUGAAGCACGAGGUUUGUUGCCGGCAUGGGUGCUCAUUUGGAUGGGAUGCACAUGGAUGGGAGCCGCACAGUGCAUAUGCUCGUGCUGCCGAGCUUUACGAACACGAGCUAAGAUCUCGGCCUGGAUCUUGGGCAAAGUCCCGAGAGCUUUGGUCCCUGGCCGCAGAGUGCGCUCUCGAAGAUCCGAGAUUGGCGAAGCAGGCUAUGCGGUACACAGAGAAAGCGGAGCAGGAAGAGCUAGAAGAAGCUCCUGCACCUUGCGACGAAGCUGACAGACAGGACGCUUUGGUGCUCCGUCUGCAAGGCGAUCUACAAGAGCGCUUCCAGAAAUUCGCAGCAGCUUUCACUUCCGCAGAGGACGCCUUGGAACGCUUGCUUCAAUUGGCAGAGUUGGCAGCCAAUACGGCUGCACCAGACGCGUCUGAAGACUUGCCGACCGCUCCUCUAAAGGAUGCGGGGGGGUCGUCGGCUGCUCCGCUGAAAGAGGCGGAGGUAGAUGAAGAUAUCUGGGCCUUGUUAGGGUGA
This is a messenger RNA of Symbiodinium sp. CCMP2592, 2220 nucleotides long. NCBI's taxonomy places the organism in Eukaryota, Dinophyceae, Suessiales, Symbiodiniaceae. The record is from the annotation of a GenBank genome assembly.